This is a messenger RNA of Ostertagia ostertagi, 5106 nucleotides long. The record is from the annotation of a GenBank genome assembly. NCBI's taxonomy places the organism in Eukaryota, Metazoa, Nematoda, Chromadorea, Rhabditida, Trichostrongylidae.
AUGUUUGGAAUUCGAUUGAAACGAGCGAACGAAUUAUUCAGAUCUCCUGCUGCUGUUCGUGACGGAGGCAUUUACCGUGCCACGGAAGGCCAAGGCGGUUAUCUCGCACGUCCUGCCCGAACAACUAUUCAAGCUUCAUCUGGGUAUCGUGGUGUCCAAGUGGCUCCAGAGCGCGGUUUGCCUCAUACUCAGCAGCAUCAACAGCAACCGCACUUUUUCGUUGCUGGCUACAAUGGUGCACCUGUGGCGCGCAGGGUUAUGACCACGGCUCCAAUGUCGGGCUCACCAAUGGUACAAAAACGUACUGCGCCGCGCAUCGUGUCUACUUCCGCACAAAUGCGUCUCCCUGGCCAGCGCAUGGGCGGAAAUGUUCCACAUGUGCCCAUGCAGCAGCAGAGUCAACGCCAAUCUUCAGCGGUUGUAGCGGCGCCACCAGUGCAACGUCAAGUGGAUCCUCCACCGCAUAGAUCAUUCCAUCAAACACCCGACACAUCACAUCGUGUCGUCCUAGUGCAGUCGGGUGGCAGUUCUCGUGUUGCUUUUUCACCUGCAGAUCCCAGCCAAGCUGCACUUGCUAAUGCUCCUGCUCCGCUACUUGUAACUAGUCGCGGAACAAGGCCAAUUGUUCGUGGAAGAGGUACGCUAUUCGACGUGUGGAUCGUCAGUUUCUCACAGCUAGCUCUAAUUUUUCAAUUAUUACGAACAGGAGGAAGUGUAACAGGCCGCGCCAAAAAAGAGAGUACGAGUGGCGUGUCGGGAGAGGAGACAUCUCCAACGCAUUCUCCACAGGCAGUUCCCCGCAUUCCUUUGAGCACACCUGUGCAUGGCACUCGCACGACGCCAAUAUCUCCUCGCAAACAGGUGCACUUUUCCGACGGCGUUCCCGUUGGUCCAGGUGCUGGUGGAGUACCUUCACCUCUCCGCAUGCAGGGAAUGCCGCCAACUUCCCUCCACCCAGAUGCCGAUACACCAUCCCAUCAGGCUGGCUUACGGUCACCCUCAAGACUUACGUCGGCUCGUGUUCGUCCACCAGCUCCAUCUGCGGUGGCUCCUUCUACGACUGCAUCGGCGGUAGCAAGCGUCACGUCACCAUCGAGAACAGUCCAUACCACUUCACCGGAAACACCACCUUUACCUGAAAACUUUGUGGACGACGCUGAGGCUGCUUCUCAGAAUUAUACCGAGUCUGAGGUCAAUAAGAAUUCCACUUUACCUCCCGAAGUCAUUGCCGCUGCUACUUCACUAUCUGCUGAGAGCGAUGUGAACCAUCCACAGUGGACCAAUAACGACAUUUCAGCCGAGGAUAUCAAGGCGAAGAUUGAAGCUAUUAGUCGCGAAAUCGCUCAGGCGAAAUGGAGCAGAAAAAGAUGGAGUCAGAAGCGCAAGCGCGAGAGAGAAAGCGUCCAGGAAGCGAUGUGUCUACUGCAAUGCGUCGUCGCUCCGGAACUGAUUCCCAGUUCAGUGGGGGUGAGGAGAUGGAAACAGGAGGCCCAAGGCAGAACGCGAUCGUCGCUGAGCAGCAGCAGCAGUACGAGUUUGGCUGCAACGAGUACUACACCAUUACACCACGAUAUUUCUGAGGGACCAUAUGGUGCCGCAAAAACUGCUGAUUACCAGUCAUCUCGUGUUGCUGGACGUUCAUCUGUUAGAGGAAAUGUUGUACCCAUCACUGCAUAUGAUGGAUCGAUGGCGCCGGAAUUGCCUCCACCCUUGCCUCCAAUAUCAGGCGCUCAAACAUUACGUGGAUCCUACCAAAGCCCCGGAGUAGCCCAGUCACCUCACGCGACUCAGCGAACUCCUAUGGAUCAAUCUCCACUUUCACCAGGCUACCCACGAAGAGGAGUCAACGGAGUUUCGCCCGAAGAAGAUCUCGCCAACGUUAGCACCGACCCUAGCAGUGACGAGGAAGAAGCUACAGAGGAAGCUGAAUGGGGAGAUUACGUGACGCGGUGUCUGUGUGAAAUGCAACACAAUGACGAAUGGAUGGUGGAAUGUGAGCAAUGCAAUGUUUGGCAGCAUAUGAAGUGUAUGGGUAUUGACCCAAAGAAGUUCAACCAAAAUGAUACAUACCUUUGCGAAUACUGCAAACCACGACCACUCAAAUGGACAAAGAAGCAAGCACAGGAAUUGCAGUUGAAACAGUUGAAAGCUGUUUCACGUGAAAAAGAACGGAAGAUGGCUGAGAAGUUGAGGAGGCGAGAAGAACGAAAACGUGCUAAGCUCAGUCAGCGCUUGAAGGAACGCAACCAUGCCAAAACCGCCAAAAGAGGUCCCGCAGCCUAUAAGAAGUUCCAGUUGAUUAGUCGCAACGAGUAUACAAAACGAGCGAAACAAAUGUUGGCUCUCUUUGAUACCACUGCUGGUGCUCAAAGUAUUCUGGAGAAUUCUCGCGACCUAAAGCGUGGAAAGCGUAUGUUUGUCGCACCGGAUAUUGAAGGUCUUGUAUCUACUGAAGCUAUAAAGCAAGAUGAUGUCAUAAUGGAAUAUGUGGGGCAUGUUUGCUUACCAGACGAAUGUCCUGGAAGGUUGCAGCGUGGUGCACUGCAGCCAUAUUGUGUUUUAUACAAUGGUCUUGGACAGAACCUCCUUUGUAUUGAUGCUCGUCGUCAGGGAAGUGAAGCCCGAUUCGCACGCAGAUGUUGUCGAUCUAACUCUACUCUUAAACAUGUGUUGUUAAAUGGCUGUAUUUACGUCAUGUUAGUUGCAUCAGAAAGGAUUGAAAAGGGAACAGAGGUCACCAUACCGUUUGAUUGUGAUUUCCGUGACACUUUGGUACCUGUCGAAUGCGCCUGUGGAGAGGAUCCGAAUUGCUAUAUGAAGCAGUUCAAUAAUUCUCUUCGUUGCAAAGCGUCAUUUGAAGAACGACCAAAUCAUGAUGUUACCGCGCAGCAACCUCAAGCUUCAAAUGGAACAGCUUCUGGCCGAAGAGUAGCAGCUACGCCCCAUAAAGUGAAGACGGAGACCCGCGGUCGACCUAAGGGAAGUGGCAAAAAGGAGAAGGUUGCCGAUGAUACUCCACGGAAGAAGGGGCCCGUUGGCAGGAAACCAAGGAAGGUUGGAAUCCGUCUCCGUCGACAUUCUGACAGCAAGAACACGAAAUCGUCAGAUGAGUCAAUGGAACAGAGUGCCGAAGCUGACGCUGCUGACAAAACGGAAGAAAAAGUGGCUGAAGCGCCCGAAGAAAAGAAGGAGGCUGCAGAAAAGGAAGAGCCACAGGCAGCAGAGGUACCAACGACGGUCCCCGCCGUUCCAGCGGAGAAGCCUGUCGAGGAAGUCAAGGUGGAAGAAAAGACAAACGAUUCAGCCAGCGCAGAAUCCACAAAGCAAACUGAACCCUUGAACAAACAAGCUUCGGAUGGAAAUAAGUCUGCACCGACUUCUCCGAAAAAGGAGGAGCAGCGACCGAGUGGUGGAAGACGUCGAAGCAGUACAGGAUCGAGCCGAUUUCCCAAAAGGGAAGCGAUCGAGCAACUGAAGGAGGUCAUGGAUUACACCCUACCUGAGGACAGAAACAAGCCUAGUCGAGAGGAGAGGAAACUUCAAGCUGCUCUAGCGGCUAUUGAAAGGAAGGAGGAAAAAGAGAAAAGAAGAGCGGAAGCUCACAAGGACUCAAGCGAUGCCAAAGAGAAAAGGGGCCCUGGACGACCGGCUAGAUCAAGCACUGGAGGCACUGGAAAGGCGGGAAAGCGCCAGUCGGAAAAGCAUAAUGAUAAGGAGAAGAAACCUGAGCCUGUCGUUGAACCAUCUGUCAGGGAAAGCCCACGUGGAAAGAAGAAGAGUGCGUUUCCCUCCAUUGCAAUAAAUGUUUCGAAUAUCUCUGUUUUACUGGUCUCAUUGUUUGCACUUUUAGGAGACGAGUUCAAGGAAAACGAGGUCGAUGAAGUUUCUACUAUAGCUCAGCCACCCAGAAAACGGUGGGCAGCUGCUGUGAAAGAGAACGAAGCCGCUCAACGAGCCUCUUCGCCUGAGGUGACGUCAUCAUCAUCAGCUACCUCGAUGGGAGCUGCGGAUGUCAGUUCGGCAGAUUCAGUCAACCCAAGUAGCGUUGGUGGGAAAAAGCUUUGGUUGCGACGACACGCAGCAGAAUCAAUCAGUGAGGAAAGCUUGCAAACGGCUGAUACUGCAGCCUCUUCGGAACCUUUAACGUGUGCGGCAGAUUCCACCAGUGACAUUGCCGCAUUGCCAUCGAGAAUCCAGAUGAGUCCUCCUUUGAAGAAAAGACGGCACAUGCUCGAUGCUUGUCAAUCUGAUGAACAUGUAGCUGCAACAGCGCUUGCGCAAAUGGGAGCGAAAGCUGAGGGGUUUCGCUUCCAUUGGAAUAUGGCCUUACGGUAUUUGAUGCCCAACCUCAACGAAAGCCUGAAUGUGGAUUUUGACUUGGCCGACUCUGUGCGGAAACCACUACCUCUACCGUCAGUACGUCAACCUGUCACUACGCUUCCUUCGGUUUCUGUGGAUGCAGCGAUGGCCACAUCAACAUCGUCACAAGCGCCAGCGGCUUCGCCAGUUGAAGUGAGAAAGGCGAAGCGGCUGAGCUUGGAAGACUAUAAAAGACGUCGUAGUACAAUGGGGUCUUCUGAGAACACCAGUGCAUCAGCUGGUGCUGCGACAGCACAAACUGCGACUGGAAAUCUUGUCGAUCUCAGACUUCGAAGUGGAGAAACUAAUACUCGGCCUACUCGAUCAUUUAUUCCCACCAUGGAUACCUCACUGGAUCAAAGCGCACUUUUGCGGCCUUUGGACAGUUCUAUUCCCAUUCCGCCAUUAGGUGUGCCACCAGAUUUGGAAGUAGUCAAGAAAAUGAUUCUGGAAGAGUCAUGUAUUCCUACUCCUCCGGUACCUCCUACGUUACCACCACCAGUCGAUACUCCAGCAAGUACUGUGCCUGCUUCAUCUAGUGAUAUGUCUAUCGGUUCCAGCUCAGAGUCUGGUGAAGAAAGGAUGUCACUUGCUGAUCGUUUGGCGAAGGAGUUUGGUGUUGGUACCGCCGGGACUCCACGGUCUCCAAAAUCAGUUCUCUCAUCUGGCCAUAGGGCGAUAUCAUUAAGAGAUGUACCGCCUCCACCUCCUCCAGGACCGCGUCCAACUCGUAAUACCCGUUGGUGA